This is a messenger RNA of Patiria miniata (bat star), 4941 nucleotides long. RefSeq lists its product as uncharacterized. NCBI's taxonomy places the organism in Eukaryota, Metazoa, Echinodermata, Asteroidea, Valvatida, Asterinidae. Bases 1 to 4941 code for a protein of 1646 amino acids. The record is from RefSeq and is a predicted model, not a curated record. The transcript has a single exon. Gene Ontology annotation, biological process: DNA integration. Gene Ontology annotation, molecular function: nucleic acid binding.
AUGGAGGUUCCCAACUUCGGGGGAGGCGACCCAGCAGAGUUUCGUUGUUUUGAGGCAAUGAUAGAUGGCUGCAUCAAGCCCUUAGUCCACCUCAGCGAGCUACAAAAAUACUUCAUCGUCAGGUCGAAGUUAAGUGGUCAACCCAAGAAGGAUGUCCUAGGGCUUGAGCAUGAUGGUAGCCCCUUCACUAAGGCCAUGUCCACCCUCAAGAAGCUUUAUGGUGAUAUUGGUGUCCUAAUACGUGCCAAGAUUGACCAGAUUACGUCGUGGCCGAGACUGACAGCCAGUGACUCUAAGGGGAUGGUAGAGUUUGCAGCAGCGGUGUCAGCGUUGGUCACGCAACUCAAGAGUGCACCAGAAGGCCAGGCGGAACUGAAUGCCAACUCUACAGCUUGCAUCCUGUACAGUCGCCUGUCACAUAUCCAUCAGACGGCCUUUUUGAAGGCUAUGAAGGCCAGAAAUGUCAACAACUUUUCUCUGCUUGACAUCAACAUGUGGCUGCAAGACACGGCGGCCAUAGCCAGAAAGAAGGUGCAGCUCAGCGAGAGUAUUAAGGUUGAACUCCCCCCAACCAACCGGGACCGCCGCAGAAAAGGUGCAGCUGCCUACCACAUGGAACUGGCUGGAAAGACUACCAGCAAUCCGCCAAAGGGCGCAUCUGCCUAUAAGGCUUACCGAAGUGAUGGCAAGAAACCCUUCCGGAAGAGUUGUCCCCACUGCCGGGAAGAACACUGGCUCUCUCGAUGCGACAAAUUCAGCGAUCUUACGAUGGAACAGCGCAUGAAGUGGAUUAAGGCUGACAAACGCUGCUGGCAGUGUGCACGCCUGCACAAAAACGGAAAGGAGUGCGACCUACGCAAGCCUUGUCGCCGAUGCGACAAGAUGCACCUGACCGUUCUCCAUGAUAUGAUGGAGCAACCAGGGUAUGGAGUGUACUAUUCCUCCUUCGACCCAAACCUGUCUGUCUUUUACGGGGAUGGAAACCCUUGGCUACCUGACGUCAGCAUGAAGAUUUUGCCAGUCAAGCUCUAUGCCAACGGUCGACAGCUGGAGACGUACUGCUUGUUGGACGAUGCUGCCAACUUCUCCUUGAUGCUUAGCAAAGCUACCGAGGCACUUGGCCUCAAGGGUGAGAGCACCCAGAUGCCUAUUGCAACCGCCAGGGAGGAAUGUACCCCCUGCAAGGGCGUGAUAGUCUCGGUCGAUCUUGCACCAAUCCACGACCAAGAUUCACGCAUCACCAUUUCCAAUGUCUUUUCGUCUUCCAUGUUGAGGCUUUCAGAGCAUUCUGUUCCUGCACGAGAUUUGCAAAGGAGGUGGCCGCAUCUGCGGGGUCUUCCACUGCAGGAAGUCAAGGAGGCACGGCCAUUAUUGCUGAUCGGCAGUGAUCGCCCAGAUCUGAUUGUUCCCAUUGAGAGUCAUUUUGGUCCCGAAGGUGCACCAGUGGCUGUGCGCACCAAACUUGGGUGGGCUGUUCAGGGCCCCAUUCUGAAGUCCAGGCGCAAGAAUGAAGUAAACUUCUUGUCUGUACUACCACCCAUGGAAGCCGACAGAGUUCUCCACGAGAAUGUUUGUAAGAUGUGGCAGCACGAUGCGCAGAUGUAUCUUGAUCGAAAACAAGCCACUCGAUCCAAGCAGGACCAGCGAGCGGUUGAUCUCCUUGAGGCAAAAUCUACCUAUGUAAAUGUAGAUGGAAUUGACCGUGUCGCAACCCCCCUCCUGUGGACACGUGACAACGAGGUACUUACCUGUCCGGCAAGUACAGUGUCACCUGCUCUGAAACGGAAUGAGCAACGUCUCCAGAGAGAUCCAGCACUCGCUGUUGAGCACUCCAAGAAAAUCCGGGAACUGAAGGAGGCAGGACUCGUCCGCAUGCUCACUGCUGAGGAGAAAGAGAGAAACCACGAGCGGCAUUGGUAUAUACCCCACCAUGUUGUUCGGCAGAAUGGGAAGACAAGACUGGUUUUCAACUGUGCGUUCCCGUACCGGGGAGAGUCUCUGAACGACCACUUGCUUCCUGGGCCUACCCUGGGUUCACCGCUGGUUGGAGUGCUAGUACGAUUCAGACAGCAUCAAGUAGCUGUGUCCGGUGACAUUAAAGCGAUGUUUCACUGUGUGCGCACUUUAGAGUGUGACCGAUGCAUGCUUCGGUUCCUGUGGAGGGAUUUGGACCCUGAUGCCGAAAUGGAGGAACUGGAGUGGAACGUACUCCCCUUUGGCACCACAUGCAGUCCAUGCUGUGCCACUUUCGCCCUGCAGAAGCAUGUGCAGGACCGGUUUCCAGAUCCAGACAUUGUCAGAAGUGUUAUGAAUUCAUUCUACGUUGACAACUGCCUAGAUGGCAAGUCCAGUGUCCUAGAAGCGAAAGACCUAGUUGGAAAACUAUGUCAAGCGCUCGGCGCUGGAGGAUUUCCCAUUGUGAAAUGGGCCAGCAACUUUGCGGAAGUGGUCAGAGACCUUCCACAGGAAGCCCGCUCCUGCAGUACUGAGAGAUGGCUGAGUUCAAGUUGUGAUUCACCUGAGGAAGCAGCCUUAGGACCCCACUGGAAUUUCCAGCACGACACACUCCGAUACAAACUCGAACUUCGUGAGUGGCCGGUCCUCACUCAAAGAGCUGUUCUAAGUGAUGUGAUGAGAUGUGCCGGGAAGGACCCCCUUGGUUACCUCAUGCCAUAUAUGGUGAGGGGAAAGAUGAUCGUUCAGGAGCUUUGGAAGAGACCAUGGGGCUGGGAUGAGGAGAUCCCCGACGAGGGCAAGGAUGGCUUCCGUGCCCAACACAUGAGAUGGCGCAAAGAAAUCAAUGAUCUCCCUCUUGUAUACCUGCCUCGGUGCUACCUUCCCCCACACUUUGAUCCAGCAAAUGUGUCCUAUCAACUGCACGUGUUCACCGACGCUUCCGAAAGGGCCUAUGGGUCCGUUGCUUAUCUUCGAGCCAUUGCUAAGUCAGGAGAGGUGUGUGUCAGGUUUGUCAUGGCACGUUCCCGUUUGGCACCAAAGCGUGUGCAAACUAUUCCCCGAUUGGAACUUCAGGCUGCUCUUUCUGGUGCUGAACUGACCGAGCUUCUCGAGGAUGAGUUGAGGUUGAGCCUUUCCGUCACUUGUUGGAGUGACAGCACGACAGUUUUGAGCUGGAUUACCUCAGAAUCUUGUCGGUACAACCGUUUUGUCGGUGCCCGCAUCGCUGAGAUUCAAAGACUCACAGACCACACUAUCUGGCGGUAUGUAGACACCGCCAAGAACCCUGCAGAUGACCUGACCCGUGGAUUGAUGCUCAGCGAGUUGACCACCGAGAGUCGGUGGUCUGCUCCACCCUUCCUCUCUGGUCCUGAAGAGGAUUGGCCAAGCUUGCCAUCGCACAUGCAGCAGGAUGAUGGCGAAGUUGAGCUGAAGGGCAGUCUUUUUACUGCUUUUACCCUCGGCAAUCGAGGAGAGGUUCCAGAGAUUGAAGCGUCUCAGUUUGCUUCCUGGGAUGACCUGGUUGAGGCAUAUGGACGCAUUCUGUGCGAGGCUGAGGAUGAAACUAAGCCAGAUUUCCUCAGCGCUGACCAACGGAUGGAGACUGAACAAGCCCUCUUCGGAAAGGUACAAGCUGAAAGCUUUCCAGUUGAUCUUGCACCUCUUACAGCUGGCAAGCCUGUUCCAAGAAAUAGUCGCCUGGCAAAACUUGCUCCUGAAAUCGACAAGGAUACCCAGUUGAUCCGGGUUGGAGGGAGACUCCGUCGAGCGGAGUUGGACAUUGAUGUGAAACACCCUGUCGUCCUUGACUGCAAGCACCCGAUAGUACAACUGCUGAUCAAAAAUGCUGACGAACGUCUUGGGCAUCCUGGAACUGGUACUGUGCUUGCAGAUAUGCGUCGACGCUUCUGGUUGUUGCGAGGACGCCAGUCCAUCAGAGGUCUACAAAGCAGAUGCACCGGAUGCCUUAGACAGCGUGGUCAACCUUCAGUGCCCAAGAUGGCGGAUAUGCCACAUGCUCGUCUGCGAAUUGGCAAGCCAGCAUUCUACUCCACGGGGGUAGACUGCUUUGGCCCCUACACCGUUACCAUGGGGAGACGAAGUGAACGAAGAUGGGGUAUAAUAUGGAAGUGCAUGACCACAAGAGCCGUCUACUUAGAUUUGCUUGAGUCUCUUGAUGCCGACGCCUUUCUUUUGGCGUUCAAUCGGUUCCGUUCACGACGUGGCGCACCUCAUGAAUUGUUGUACGACAAUGGGACUAACUUCAAGGGAGGUCUGUCUGAACUGAGGAAGGCAUUCAGCGAUAUGGCACCUGACCUUCAGGAGAGACUUGCCAAAUACAAAGUCAAUUUCAGGUUCAAUCCUCCCUCUGCACCACACUUCGGUGGGACCUGGGAGAGAGAGAUUCGGUCAGUGAAAACUGCCUUGUACGCCACCCUGGGUGAUCGGUCAGUUAGCGCUCCCGUUCUCUAUACUUGCCUGGUUGAGGUAGAAGCCUUGCUGAAUUCUAAGCCAUUGACUUAUGUGUCAUCAGACAUUGCUGAUCCAGAUCCCAUCACGCCUUUCAUGCUUCUCAUGGGGCGGCGGGACCAUGCCCCGCCACAGGUUGUCUACCCGGAGCGCGACGUGCUUAGUCGGCGACGCUGGCGCCAGUGCCAAGCCCUGAUUCAGAAAUUUUGGAAGGAGUUUGUUCAGUCCUAUCUGUCGGCCAUGCAAGCCCGCCAGAAGUGGCGCAGUGAGACCGACAACCUGUCCGUCGGUGAUGUAGUUCUGAUGGCUGAUCCGCAGCAACGACGUGCCUCUUGGCCUCUGGCUAAGGUCACUGAGGUACUACCUGGUACUGAUAAUCGCGUUCACACCGUAAGGUUGCAGGUCGGAGAUCGCAUCUACACCCGGCCAGUGGCACGCCUGAUCCGGCUUUCUUCUGAAACAGCCCUUGGCGGCAAUCCUGAAGCUGCCACUCUGCCUGAGCCUGAUGAAACCUAG